Microstroma glucosiphilum is the source of this 2877-nucleotide messenger RNA. Its product is annotated as ubiquitinyl hydrolase. Gene Ontology annotation, biological process: protein deubiquitination. Lineage: Eukaryota; Fungi; Basidiomycota; Exobasidiomycetes; Microstromatales; Microstromataceae. Bases 1 to 2877 code for a protein of 958 amino acids. The transcript is spliced from 3 exons. Gene Ontology annotation, molecular function: zinc ion binding; cysteine-type deubiquitinase activity; protein binding. The record is from RefSeq and is a predicted model, not a curated record.
AUGUCCUGCCCACACCUCAGCGACUCCUUCACUUCCCUCAGCGCCCCACGUCCUUCUCAGCAAGUGCACCGCGAUGAGUGCACACUGUGCUUCGAUGACCAAGAUGGACCUGAGGGGAUUGAUGUCUGUCUAAUCUGCUUUAAUGGAGGAUGUACUGGGAAUGGAGAUCGGGAGCACUCCAGGUUGCAUUGGCAGAAGACGGGACAUGCGAUUGUUGCCAAUGUGAAGAGGAGGAGAAAAGCGAGGGCUGAGCAGCCAAUUCAGGAAGCGCCGAAGAAGCUAGCGAUUAGUGCAGAGACAGAGGAGGACCUGUACGAGUGGGAGACAAAACCCAAGUGUCUGGCAUGUGAUCCGGAUGCUGGAGGUAAGGAGCUACCGAGGACCGAGAAGCUGGAAUCGGUCAUCUCUGCCAUGAUGAAGUCUCUCUCCUCUUCGCAACAGAGCGAGGUGAAGGCUUGGGAGGAGGAGAUCGUACCUUGCAAUCAUACAAGAGAGCUCAAGCAGCUCGGCGAACCCUUCAGCCUCGAAGCAGAUGGUCUCGCCAAGUGCGGCAAAUGCGACUUAUCCUCUAACCUCUGGCUCUGCCUCACUUGUGGCAACCUCGGCUGUGGACGGGCCCAAUUUGGAGGCGUGGGUGGAAAUUCGCAUGGUCUGACUCACUUCGAGGAGUCAGGACAUCCAGUCAGUGUCAAGCAAGGGACUAUUACGGCCGAGGGCACAGCCGACAUCUACUGCUACGCCUGCAACGACGCCCGCAUCGACCCCAAGCUGGCGGAACACCUUCGGCACUUUGGCAUGAACGUCUUAGAUCUCUCAAAGACGGAGAAGUCGAUGACUGAGCUCCAGCUCGAGCAGAACUUGAAAUUCGACUUUAAUAUGACUGGGGAGGAUGGGAAAGAGCUUGAACCUCUUUUUGGACCUGGUCUGACCGGUCUCCGGAACUUGGGAAACAGCUGCUACAUGGCUUCGACGCUCCAGGCACUCUUUUCUUUCCCCGCAUUCCAAACGAGAUAUUCCGACGCAUAUCGUCCUCACACCGUCUCGUGCGGAAACACUCUUCCCGCAACCUGCCUCGAGUGUCAGACGGGCAAGCUAGCCGACGGACUCCUCUCUGGUCGUUACGCUGUUCCACGUCCCGCCGAUCAGGCAUCGGUAGGCAGUGUCGGAGCCAUGGCCGAUGUGCCAGGCUCGACUCAUGACGGAAAGGAGAGAGCCAGCGAGGGGCCCAUCUUCCAAGCAGGUAUCCGCCCAUCCAUGUUCAAGUCGCUGAUCGGCAAGGGGCACGAGGAGUUUUCGACGAUGAGGCAGCAGGACGCCGAUGAAUUCCUCAAACACGUAGUGGUGUCUUUACAGAAGGAGAGUCGGCGGCUGAGCGCUGUUCCCGAGACUGGAGGAGCUCCGACGAAUGAUCCCACGACGAUCUUCAGCUUUGGGCUGGAGCAGAGAUUGCAGUGCAUGGAAUGCAAGAAGGUCAGAUAUACCGUUGAGGCUCAGGAUGCUGGCCUGAGCUUGCCGGUGCCAUUGAGGAAGAAAGUCAAGCAGCAGCAUUCCAGCUCAAGCGGUGACGGCAUGGAGCUCGAUGCAGAUGCGAAAGGGAAAGCACCCGUGGAAGGAGUCAACGCCGAGAGCGACCUAGGUAGCAAGCCUUCUUCUUCUGGCGCGAACGACAAGAUCGAAUACGAGCCCGUCGAGCUGGAAGAAUGCCUGGACAUCUUCACCGCGGCAGAGGAGCUCGAGUACAAUUGCCCUUCGUGUCAAAAGAAGGUGAUCGCUACAAAGAGGACGCUCUUCACUUCUUUCCCUGAGGUGCUAGCCAUUCAAGCACGAAGAUUUCAGCUGGUCAAUUGGGUACCUCAGAAAGUCGAUGUGCCCAUCCUCGUACCCCUGGAGCCCUUCACACUCGACAAGUACCUCGGCACAGGCAAGCGCGAAGACGAAGAGGAGCUGCCAGAGGGGGACAGUGAAUUUGCUGGCAGCGGAGCUGGCAGUACUAGCAACAUCCCCCAAUUUGACGCAGCUGCCAUGUCGCAGCUCACCUCGAUGGGCUUCCCGGAGGUGCGCUGCCAGCGUGCUCUCCUGGCGACAGGGAACAAUGGCGAUGCGGAAGCGGCCAUGAACUGGCUCUUCUCGCACAUGGAAGACCCGGAUAUUGACGACCCCAUUGACUUCAGCCAGGCCUCUUCAACCCCGGCAGCGGCAGCGGGUACGGGUGCUGCUAGCGGAGGUGGAGGUGCAGACACGAGCAUGCUGGAAGAGAUGGGCUUCUUUCGCAACCAGGCGCGCAAGGCACUCCGUCUCAAUGGCAAUAACCCCGAAAUGGCCGUCGCCUGGCUCUUUGAGAAUUCCGACGAUUCAGGAGAAGAGGAGGAGAUUACUGCCUCAACCGGUAGCACUGCUGCUGCUGCUGCUGCUGCUGCUGCUACUGCUGCUGGGGGAGAGGGAGAAGGGAGCAGCGCGCCAGCAGCGACGUCUGUUCUUGGCGGUUCGGCGGAGCUCCCCGCCAGGUAUCACAUCAAGGCAUUCGUAUCGCACAAGGGCCCCUCGGUCCACUCGGGACACUAUGUCGCCCACGUCAGAAAGGCAGCAUCAAUGCUCGGUAGUGGGACAAUAGCGGGCGCGGGCGUGGGCGCGGGCGAGCAGGGACAGGGACAGGGACAGGGACAGGGACGGGGACAGGAGGGAGAGAGUUGGGUCUUCUUCAAUGACGAAAAAGUCGUCAGAGCUCCUUUUGAAGCUGCGCGAUCCAAGCUCCAGGCAGGUGGGAAUGGGAAUGGGAAUGAGAAUGGGGAUGGGGAAGAUGAAGGAGAGCAGAAUGAUGUAGGAGUCAAGGGCCUGUCCCGUUUGGCCUACGUUUACUUUUUUGAGAGACAGCUGUAG